Messenger RNA from Labrus bergylta (ballan wrasse), 2419 nucleotides. Lineage: Eukaryota; Metazoa; Chordata; Actinopteri; Labriformes; Labridae. The record is from RefSeq and is a predicted model, not a curated record.
GUGGCCUGUGGGCUGAACCACACGUUGGUCGUCUCUGCUGACGGGAUGAUGGUCUGGGCUUUCGGGGACGGAGACUACGGAAAGCUGGGACUCGGUAACUCCACAGCCAAGUCCUCUCCUCAGAAAGUGGACGUCCUGUGUGGAAUCAGCAUCAAUAAAGUCGCCUGUGGAACUCAGUUCUCUGUGGCUUUAACCAAAGACGGGAAAGUUUACACAUUCGGACAAGACCGCCUCAUCGGCCUCCCUGAGGGCCGAGCCAGGAACCACAACCGGCCUCAACAGGUCCCGGCUCUGUCGGGGGUCCACAUCCAGGACGUGGCUGUGGGAGCUGAACAUACUCUGGUUCUCUCUGCCAACGGAGACGUUUACACCUGGGGCAGCAACUCAGAGGGACAGCUCGGUCUGGGUCACACCAACCACGUCAGAGAGCCCACAGUGGUGACGGUGAUGCAGGGCAAAAACAUCCACCAGAUCUCUGCAGGACGCUGCCACAGUGCUGCCUGGACCGCCCCGUCUGUGCCGCCCCGAGCCCCAGGCUCGUCAGUUCCUCUCCAGCUCGGCCUCCCGGUGGCGGUUCCUCCUCAGUACAGCGGGCUGAAGGAGGUGAGCAUCGAGGCGGUGAGGGCUCGCCUUCGACUCCUCUACCACUUCUCCGACCUGAUGUACUCGUCGUGGAGACUGCUCAACCUGAGCCCCAACAACCAGAGCUGCACGUCCCACUACAACGCCGGCACCUGGGGGAUCGUCCAGGGCCAGCUGAGGCCCCUGUUGGCGCCCAGAGUUUACACGCUGCCCAUGGUGCGCUCCAUCGGAAAGACGAUGGUGCAGGGGAAGAACUACGGCCCUCAGAUCACCGUCAAACGGAUCUCCACACGGGGACGGAAGUGCAAACCGAUCUUUGUGCAGAUCGCUCGUCAGGUGGUGAAGCUGAACGCCUCAGACCUCCGCCUGCCCUCCAGGGCCUGGAAGGUCAAGUUGGUGGGAGAGGGCGCCGAUGAUGCUGGCGGGGUCUUUGAUGACACCAUCACAGAGAUGUGUCAGGAGUUGGAGACCGGGGUGGUCGACCUGCUCAUCCCCUCGCCCAACGCCACGGCCGAGGUCGGCUACAACAGAGACAGGUUCCUCCUGAACCCGUCCUCCUGCAUGGACGAGCACAUGCUGCAGUUUAAGUUCCUGGGCAUCCUGAUGGGCGUGGCCAUCCGCACCAAGAAGCCCCUGGACCUGCACCUGGCCCCCCUGGUGUGGAAACAGCUGUGCUGCAUCCCCCUGCUGCUGGAGGACCUGGAGGAGGUGGACCUGCUGUACGUGCAGACGCUCAAAAGCAUUCUUCACAUUGAAGACAGCGGCAUCACCGAGGAUAAUUUCCAUGAGAUGAUUCCUCUGGAUUCGUUUGUCGGGCAGAGUGCGGACGGAAAGAUGGUUCCCAUCAUCCCCGGAGGAAACAGCAUCCCUCUGACGUUCUCCAACAGGAAGGAGUACGUGGAGAGAGCCAUCGAGUACCGGCUGCACGAGAUCGACCGCCAGGUGGCGGCGGUGCGUGAGGGCAUGUCGUGGAUCGUCCCCGUGCCGCUGCUCUCCCUGCUGACGGCAAAGCAGCUGGAGCAGAUGGUGUGCGGGAUGCCGGAGAUCUGCUGCGACGUGCUGAAGAAGGUGGUGCGCUACCGGGAGGUGGACGAGCAGCACGCGCUGGUUCAGUGGUUCUGGCAGACCCUGGAGGAGUUCUCCAACGAGGAGAGGGUCCUCUUCAUGCGCUUCGUCUCCGGACGCUCGAGGCUGCCCGCCAACACGGCCGACAUCUCGCAGAGGUUCCAGAUCAUGAAGGUGGACCGGCCGUACGACAGCCUCCCCACCUCUCAGACGUGUUUCUUCCAGCUGCGUCUGCCUCCGUACUCCAGUCAGGCCGUCAUGGCCGAGCGGCUGCGCUACGCCAUCAACAACUGCCGCUCCAUCGACAUGGACAACUACAUGCUGUCACGGAACGUGGACAACGCCGAGGGCUCCGACACGGACUACUGAGGCGGAGCGUCUCAUCACAGCACACACACAGACGAGGGAACUGGUGACGGGCAGACAGGCCACUUUUUAAAUGAUUUUAUCUCCUUUCAGCACACGUUUCAUUUCUCCCCGUGGUUGAUUUUUAAACGACACAAAGAUCCACACGAAAAGAAGUGCAUUUAGCGUUUUGUGUUUUUUCAUUACUCCACAUCCCAUUUUCAGGGUUUGUGCAUGGAGCUUUGUUUAUUUGUCUGAACUGUGUAUAGAAGAGAGCGAGUGGUGGGCGAGCUACAACAUUGUACAUUGUGUAAAAUGCUUCAUUAGGAAAAUGUUUUGCAUAAGAUCCAUAUUUAUUGUUUUCAUUGCCGAUGCCGAGUUUCCCAAAGCAGACAGAAAAAAAACAACAAUAAAUGCUGCAGAAGUC